CACAUAUGCCUAUCUGCCACGGACCUUCGAGGUAGCAAGGUGGUCAGUUAGUGGUGUGUAGAAGUGAGAGUUCGAAUUUUUACAUUUUCUUUUAAACCAUUUAUUUUUUGCAGCUGCAUACCAAAGACAACAAACUCUUUUUUUUAUACUGUGAAAUGAAGGCAUUGUCUGCUUGUUGAUAAGAGGAUUUCUAACAAACAAGGAGACUAUUCAAUAAUUGAGUCGUAGAAUUUUGUAAAGGUAAGCCGUCAAACUUUUGUUUGUCUACAGGUAAAUUAACUUUUACAUUGUGUCGUGAAAAAGGCAGGUCACCCAAAGCAGAAAAGACAUAGUUGCAGUGAAUCUAAUUACCAGUAUUUACAGUUCUAUCAAUCAAGUAACAUCCCCAGGCGUGUUUAUCUACCUAAUUAAGCACUUAUUUGAUUGAUUUUAAAAUUUAACAAUUAAGAUACAUGACACAUUUACUUUAAAUAUGUUUAAAUUAAUAGCAUGAGUUUGUGGCAUGAAAACAGUUUAAAUAAUUUGUAUUGGUACCAUCCCCAUGGCUGAUUCCUCUCUCAUCCUCUUUCCCUUUCUCACCUCCCCCUCUCUUACAAUAAUUGCCCAUCUGGAAUAAAUCAAGUUGAUUGAAUUGAAUUCUGUCCCUCCCUAGAUGUUCCCCUGGUCAGCAGUGUUUUCUCUGGAGCCGAAGGUGCCUGGACAGCGUACGGCAGAAGAACUAGUCACCAACACUCUGAUGCUGGAGCUGGGUGCCAUGGUGAAGCGUACCGAACGUAUUCGUCUGGAGAGGGUGACAAAAGAGGGCCGGCGCCGGCGCAGCUCUUCCUCCGCUGACUACAGCUGGCUGGCCACUGCCCCCAGCCACCAACCGUACGAGCUGACCCCCCGAGACCUGAUAGACCUGCAGGACCUGUGUGCCAGGGUGCCACCGUCUCAGUGUGGCCCUGUCAUUGUUAGGUGGGACUUUGUACCUUAUGAGUGUCAGAGAGGUGUACGUACACCACAUAUCCUGAAUGUCUCAGGUAGAUCAUUGAGAUGGAUUCAUGAUCAUUCUCAACAGGUUCUUAUGUCUUCAAAGUGAACUUGGGGCCACCUUUUUUCCCUUUGUCCCUUUAUCAAUAUCAAGCAAACUCCUUUUUGACCUUUGCCCUCUACCCCAGGUUCAGGAAUCUGGUGACGGAGAUCGAGCCGGAGGUUCAUGAGGUGGCUCGUCUGUUCCGCACGGUUCUCCGUGACUGUGUGGAGGGAGAAGAGGAGAAUGAGGAGAUGAGGAUGAGGUCAGCCAACUGGGACAAACAACGCAGCAAGAGCCUAUCCUUCGUAACCUUCCGCUCCAAGUUCCGCCCCGCUCCCUUCAGGGGCGGGGGCCUGGGCGGGUCACGCAGCAACCUGCAGGAGUCGUCGAGCUGGUACGAGGAGGACGAGGUAGAGCAGCAGGAGGGAGCAGCAAACGUGGCGAGAGCAGCCACGAAAGGGAGGAGUAUGAGCAUGCCUGAUAUCACCCCCAUCGAACAGAGUGCACUUGGCUGAGGGAGAGAGCGGGAGGGAUGGAGAAAGAGAAUAGGAGACAAGAGAUUGAUAGGGGAGGUCAAGAUGAGAUGCAACAUGAGGACAGGUCACACCUCAGCAGAUUUCCACUGACUGUUUAGACAUAAUGCAGUUACAUACGCUAGAGUAGAAUUGCAAGCUUAGCCUGCAGAUAUGCCAUACUAUUUCUGUUUUUUUUUAUUGUGAAUUACAUUUUCCAAAUGCGUUAACACCUGAACUGCAUGUAAAAUGAACUAGAAAAUAAAGGACUUAUUUUCC
This is a messenger RNA of Coregonus sp. 'balchen', 1806 nucleotides long. Lineage: Eukaryota; Metazoa; Chordata; Actinopteri; Salmoniformes; Salmonidae. The record is from the annotation of a GenBank genome assembly.